Messenger RNA from Penicillium daleae, 2913 nucleotides. RefSeq names its product aspartyl-tRNA synthetase, cytoplasmic (gene erdS). The record is from RefSeq and is a predicted model, not a curated record. Gene Ontology annotation, biological process: aspartyl-tRNA aminoacylation. Gene Ontology annotation, cellular component: cytoplasm; aminoacyl-tRNA synthetase multienzyme complex; cytosol. The coding region runs from base 1 to 2913 and encodes 970 amino acids. Lineage: Eukaryota; Fungi; Ascomycota; Eurotiomycetes; Eurotiales; Aspergillaceae. Gene Ontology annotation, molecular function: aspartate-tRNA ligase activity; RNA binding; ATP binding. The transcript has a single exon.
AUGUCGAUUAAACGGGCCCUCUCCAAGGCCAUUCGGGGCCAUGUCAAUGACGAUGACUCGUCGGGCUCCCACGUUCGCUCGCUCUCUCUGGGCCCCUCCAAACCGCGCGCCUCGACCUCGCGUGAUUCUCUUGGCUCCCCUUCCGCCACCGCAUCCCCUCGUCGCAGCAUCCUAAGCACCUUUUUCCGGGAGAAGGACUAUGUUUCUUCCUCCGAGGACUUCUCGGAUGAUUCAUCGACCACGGGCAACCUGAGUAAGAAUCAGCAAAAACGCCUGGUGCGCCAGCAGCGCCGCAAUGAACGCUCUCGUCUCAGCGAAGAGCACUUCUCCGAGUCGGACCACCGACGGAAGGAGGAAGAACUCGCCAAGGCCGCUGCAGACGAGACCCCCGAGAUGAAGACCCGCUACGGCGAAUUGCCACUCAUGCAGUCGCAGAGCCGCCCGCGCGAGUCGCGGACCCCGCUGGAUGAUAUCACCCCGGCUAUGGAGGGGCAGGAGGUUUACUUCACGGCACGCCUGCACGUGGUGCGUCGCAUGAGCGCGAAGCUGGUCUUCCUCGUGUUCCGCCAGCAGCUGUUCACCUUCCAGGGUGUUUUGCAUGAGCGCCAGGGCGCCACCUCCAUUGCCAUGAUCGCGUGGGUGGAGCACCUCCGCGUGGGCUCCUUCCUGCGUGUCCGUGGCAGGGUCCAGAAACCCGAGGUACCCGUUCUAGGCUGCAGCAUCCACGACGUCGAGCUGGCUAUCGAUUCCGUGCAUCUGCUGGUCAAGCGCGAGGAGCCCAUUCCAUUCAGUGUCUACGAGGCUGAAAUCCGCACCAACGAGGAGGACAAGGCUGAAGGUCGUCGCAGCCAUAUCCCCGACCGCACCCGCCUGAGUAAUCGCUUGCUGGACCUUCGGACGGCCACCUCGCAAUCCAUCUUCCGGUUGCAGUCGGCAACCUGCAACCUCUUCCGUAGUGCCCUCGAUGAACGAGGAUUCAUCGAGAUCCACACCCCCAAGCUGCAGGGUGCAGCCACCGAGUCCGGUGCCAGUGUCUUCCAGGUCAAUUACUUUGGUCGCCCUGCCUUCCUGGCCCAGUCCCCCCAGUUGGCCAAACAGAUGGCCAUUGCCGCCGACUUUGGUCGUGUGUAUGAGAUCGGUGCCGUCUUUCGUGCCGAGAACUCCAAUACCCAUCGUCACUUGACCGAGUAUACGGGUCUGGAUAUUGAAAUGGCCAUCGAGGAGCACUAUCAUGAGAUGCUCGAGACCCUGGAUGCUACCAUCAAGAACAUCUUGAGCGGCGUCUAUAGCAAGUAUCGCCGCGAGAUUGACACGGUUAAGCACCAGUUCCCCUCUGAGGACGUUGUGUGGUUGGAGAAGACACCCAUUAUCCGCUUCACCGAUGGCAUUCAAAUGCUGAAUGACUCGGGUUGGCGGGAUGAGGAGGGCAACCCUCUUCCAGUGGAUGAGGAUUUGGCCACUCGUGAUGAGAUUCGUCUGGGCCAAUUGGUCAAGGAGAAGUAUGGCACUGAUUACUACGUCCUCGACAAAUUCCCCCGCGGUGCCCGUCCCUUCUAUACUAUGCCGGAUCCCGACGAUGACAAAUUUACCAACUCGUUCGACAUGUUCAUCCGCGGCCAGGAGAUUGUGUCUGGUGGCCAGCGCAUUCAUGAGCCGCACAUGCUCGAGGAGAACAUGCGCAGGUCGGGCAUCAACCCGGAGGAUAUGGAGGAGUAUCUCGAGGCGUUCCGCUGGGGUGCCCCACCCCAUGCAGGUGCCGGUGUUGGUCUCGAACGUCUCCUGAUGCUCCUGCUUCAGGUGGGCAACAUUCGCCUUACCUCGCUCUUCCACCGUGACCCCAAGAGUCUGCCCGCCAAACCACCCGUUCAGCAGCUUCGCCACCCCGAGGCUUCUACCAUCGAGCCGCCUUGGCAGGAGCGGUCUCGCGUGGCUGCGGAUGCCAGCGAGCUGCAGCCGCUGGAGAAGCUAGUCGCCAACUAUGGAGAUGCCACAUCCACUUCCUGGUUCGAUGAUCGAUUCAAGAUCUGGCGUGAUAUGGCCACCGGUGCUGCCGUGGCUUACGUGCCCAGCAGCAGCAACUAUGUUAUCAUCCCCGGUAACCCUGCGUGCGAUCCAUCUCAGUACGCGCGUACCAUCACACAGUUCCUGCAGUGGCUGCGACGGGACACCAAGUACAAGCCAGUCUGGAUUCUCUGCUCUCCCGAGGUCGAGACCAUUCUUGGUGAGCGCCUAGGAUGGCGCAGCUUGUCUUGCAUUGCCGAAGAGCGUGUUGAGCCGUCUCGCAACCAGGCCGCCUCCGACGGCGAGAUUGCCCGCAAACUGCGCCGUGCCGAGAACGAAGGCAUCAAGGUUGUCUCGUUCAGCCAGGGCGAACUCCCUCCCGAGAAUAUCCGCAAGAAGAUCGAUGAACGCAUUGCCGAGUGGCUCUCCAACCGCAAGGGCACUCAGGUGCAUCUGUCCGAGAUUCGUCCGUGGAUCGACUCUGAGCACCGCUGGUACUUCUACGCCCUUGACAAGGAAGGCGUCAUCUGUGCCUUUGUCGCGCUGGCGAUGCUCGCCCCCUCCCACGGCAUGCAGGUCAAGUACAGCUUGGACUUCCCCAACUCGCCGAGCGGUGUCAUCGAGUACAUCGUUACACAGGCUAUCCAGACCGCCUCCAAGGGCGGUGUCAGUGGUCUGACCUUCGGUGCCGGUGCAACCAGCAAGCUCAUUCCCGGCCACAACCUGCACGGCACCAAGAUCAAGAUGCUGGAGCACACCUACGAGGCUCUGGCCAAGCAGUUCCAUCUCGUGCGGAAGAGCGAGUUCCGUGCCAAGCUGGGCGCUACCGAGGAGCCGCUCUAUAUUUCCUACCCAGCUCACGGUCUCGGCUCGAAGGGUAUCCGUGCGGUGCUGAACUUCUUUGAAGAUUAA